AUGGAGAUGAUGAGCUCUUCUUCUACUACACAAGUGGUAUCAUUCAGAGAGAUGUAUGAACCAUUCCAACAGUUAUCUGGUUGGGAAAAUGCUUUCAGCAAUAUCACUAGUAAUCAGAACAACAAUCAGAGCUCUUCCACAAUUCUUGAGGUGGAUGCUAGAGCUGAAGCAGAUGAUAACAAUAAGGCAAAUUAUACUACAAACUCUGUUGAAGCAGAACCUUCUAGUAACAAUGAUCAAGACGAAGACCAGAUCAAUGAUAAGAUGAAACGGCGUCUGGCUCAGAACCGAGAGGCUGCUCGCAAAAGUCGUUUGAGAAAGAAGGCUCAUGUCCAGCAGUUAGAAGAAAGCCGGUUAAAGUUAUCUCAGCUCGAGCAAGAACUUGUAAGAGCUAGGCAACAGGGAUUAUGCGUACGCAAUUCAUCAGAUACUAGCUAUCUAGGACCAGCUGGGACUGUGAACACAGGGAUUGCUGCGUUUGAGAUGGAACACACACACUGGCUAGAGGAGCAAAACAAGAGAGUUAGUGAGAUUCGAACAGCGCUCCAAGCUCAUGUAAGCGACAUUGAGCUCAAAAUGCUGGUGGACAUUUGCUUGAGCCACUACGCGAAUCUCUUCCGCAUGAAAGCUGAUGCUGCAAAGGCUGAUGUGUUCUUUUUGAUAUCCGGAAUGUGGCGAACUUCAACUGAACGCUUCUUCCAGUGGAUUGGCGGUUUCCGCCCAUCCGAGCUGUUAAAUGUUGUGAUGCCAUACAUUGAGCCUUUAACUGAUCAGCAAAACUUGGAGGUGAGAAACCUCCAACAGUCGUCUCAGCAAGCAGAGGAGGCUCUUUCUCAAGGCUUAGAUAAACUUCAGCAAAGUUUGGUGGAAAGCAUAUCAACUCAAAUCAAAGUUGUUGACUCCGUGAAUUUUGGAGCUCAAAUGGGAUCAGCCAUGGAGAAUCUUCAAGCAUUGGAGGGUUUUGCGAACCAGGCGGAUCAUCUGAGGCAGCAGAGUCUGCAGCAAAUGAGCAAGAUCUUGACGACAAGACAGUCUGCUCGAGGCUUGCUCGCUUUAGGAGAGUAUUUCCACAGGCUUCGUGCUCUUAGUUCUCUAUGGGCAGCUCGUCCAAGAGAACAUACUUAA
Molecule: messenger RNA, 1125 nt
Organism: Microthlaspi erraticum
Lineage: Eukaryota; Viridiplantae; Streptophyta; Magnoliopsida; Brassicales; Brassicaceae
Source: the annotation of a GenBank genome assembly